AAUAGUUAAUCAUGCAUUUGGUGCAAUGAAAUUUAUUAAGAAACUGUUCUGAAAAAAUAACUAGAAAAGUCUUAGAGGUUAGAGUUGUUAAAUGUAAAAAUAGAUUGCAAGUCAGUAAACACAUUUAUAGCAUGUGUUCAUAGUAGAAAAAUCCCGAGUGUUCUGUAAGUUCUUUUCAUUCAAGAGAAAGCUCUCUUACAAUGGAUACUAUCAAUAUCAGACAGUCUUAGUUAACACAUCAUAUAAAUUUAUAUGGAAUUAUUUAUGUAUAUUAUUUUAUUCGUAGUGAAUGUUCCUAUAAAUAUAUGGAAUAAAAAUUGUUGAUUAUUGUGAUAUUAAUAAGUUAUUAUAAAAGAUGUUAAAAAUAAAAAGCUAAAAAAGAUGUAUCAACAAAAAGUACAUCCGCAAAGGAAUUUGAUAAAAGAAGGCAUCAUACAAAUUGGUGCCGGUGGUUCUGCAGGCUUUGUUGAAGUUUGUAUAAUGCACCCAAUGGAUCUUGUCAAAACACGAUUUCAACUUCAAGUUAGAAUGCAAGCAGCAGAUGCCACCUACUAUACAGGAAUUAUAGAUUGUAUGCAUAAGAUGUGUAAAUCUGAAGGUGUUACUGCGCUUUGGAAAGGGUUGCUUCCACCAAUUAUCGUAGAAACACCUAAAAGAGCAGUGAAAACAUUCUCAUGUGCUGGCUUUUUUGCUGGAGUUACUGAGGGUGUUUUAGUAAAUCCUUUCGAAGUUAUCAAAGUAAAACAACAAUCAAAUCGUGUUGGAAGACCUUCGACUGCUAUCGUAACAAGAGAAAUUAUAUCAAAAUAUGGAUUUGGAUUAAAUGGACUUUAUAGGGGACUGUCUGCUACUAUAAUGAGAAAUGCUGUAUUUAAUUCUUUUUAUUUUGGAUUUUAUCAUUCUGUAAAAAAUUAUAUACCAGUAAAGAAAGAUCCUUUGCUCGAAUUUGGAACUAAGGUCGGUUUAGGUUUCGUAUCAGGAACGGUAGCUUCUUGUUUAAAUAUACCUUUUGACGUUGCUAAAAGUCGUAUACAAGGGCCACAAGGAAAUAUACAAUACAAAGGAACACUAAAUACUAUUUGUAUUAUUUAUAAAAAUGAAGGAUUUAAAGCUUUAUACAAAGGUUUAUUGCCAAAAGUAUUGAGAUUAGGCCCAGGAGGAGCUAUUAUGCUUGUAGUUUAUGAUUAUAUGCAUGUCUAUCUUACUGAGAAGUUUUCAUAUUAAUUUCUAAAUUUGAUGCUGUGUACAAUAAGUACAUAACAUUAAGUAAAUCAAUAAGUAAUACAUAUUAUUUUACAGUGUAAUAAAAAAUGUGCAUUUUGUUACAAUAACAAUAAUAAUCUAAUAGUUUUGUACUUUAUUACAGAAAAUUUGUAAUUAUUUUGUAAUAAUACUUUCCACUAAUUGUAACUUUUGUAAUAAUUGUAAUAAUAAUUUCCAAUUUAUAUUUAAUCUCAUU
Polistes canadensis is the source of this 1459-nucleotide messenger RNA. RefSeq names its product mitochondrial 2-oxodicarboxylate carrier. The transcript has 5 exons. Gene Ontology annotation, biological process: transmembrane transport. The record is from RefSeq and is a predicted model, not a curated record. Bases 382 to 1224 code for a protein of 280 amino acids. Lineage: Eukaryota; Metazoa; Arthropoda; Insecta; Hymenoptera; Vespidae.